Anopheles gambiae (African malaria mosquito) is the source of this 2253-nucleotide messenger RNA. Its product is annotated as transcription factor grauzone. Gene Ontology annotation, molecular function: DNA-binding transcription factor activity; zinc ion binding. The transcript is spliced from 2 exons. Gene Ontology annotation, cellular component: nucleus. The record is from RefSeq and is a predicted model, not a curated record. The coding region runs from base 135 to 1739 and encodes 534 amino acids. NCBI's taxonomy places the organism in Eukaryota, Metazoa, Arthropoda, Insecta, Diptera, Culicidae.
UGGUGUGCGUGCGCGCAAGGACGUUCGCCUUUCACUAGUGUUAGUGCGCUGCUGUGCUGUCAAAACGGAAUCGUUCAUUUGUUGACAUAUCACCAUAAACAAACGCCUACAGCAAACGCGUACAGCAGCCAGCGAUGGACGAAAAGUGUCGAUUAUGUUUGGCUCGGCUGGAAAAUCUACGCUCAAACGCCACCAUCGAGGAGGAGGGUUUUAGAGAAAAGCUUAAAACACUGUUCAGCUUCCCGAUCACCUCAAUCGAAGCAUUCCCAUCGACGGUGUGCGUGCAGUGUGAGGCAAGGGUGUCCGAUUUCCACACCUACCAUGAGCAGGUGAAAAGCAACCAGGAUCAGCUGUGGUCGACCCAGCAUCAGAAGUAUUUCGAAAAGGUCAAGGUAGAGCCCGCCCCGGAUGCCGACUAUGACGUGUUUGAGCUGCCGUUCGUAGAAGUGAAACCGGUUGAAGGUGCGCCGAAGGAGAGCUGUAAAAAUGACGAGCAGCUGGACGUGCUGGCCAUAGACAGUGAUCUCGACGAUGGGAUGAAGCUGGAGGAUGAGUACAAUCCUCCGAGCAGCAGCGCUGCUAGCAACAAUAAUUCAGACGACAGUGAGUACGAGGUGAAACCCCGGAGGUCGAAACGCGUGACGGACACGGCAGACCGCACGAGAACGACACGGCGCGGACGGUCCCCGAAAAGUGAGGCAGGCACGAGGUCGCCCGGUGAGCAGAAGAAAAAAUCUCCCAUCGUGGUGCGGCGGGGCCAGGCAACCAACCAAAAGCUGCGCGAGUUUUACGACAUGAAGUGCGAGAUGUGCGAGGAGCAGCUGGAAUCGUUCAACGCACUGAAGAAACACUACUAUCAAACGCACCGAACGCGUGGCUACAUCAAGUGCUGCGGGCGCACGUUCCACAAACAGUACCGGUUGCUGGAGCAUCUGUCCUACCACGUCGGCUCGAGCAUGGUGCGGUGCGAGGAGUGCAACAAAACGUUCAGCAGCCGAAGCUACCUGCUGGUGCACAGGAGCCGCGUCCACGGGCAGCCUGAAGAUCGGCCGUACAAGUGCACCCAGUGCCAUCAGUCGUACGCGUUGGAGUGCCACCUGAAGGCGCACAUCGUGUCGCACGUGCGGGUCAACUGUACGAUCUGCGGGAAGGAGCUGGCGAGUGCGCAUUCCCUCCGCACGCACAUGAUCAACAUGCACGGCAACAGGGAGAACCACAUCUGUGACACCUGCGGGCGCGAGUUCCGCAGCCGGCCGGCGUUCGAGCGGCACGUCAAGCUACACCUCGGGCUGGAGGUGACCAAACAGAUGCAGUGCGAGGUGUGCCACAAGUGGCUCAACAGCAAGCGGGCGCUCAAGGUGCACCUGCAGCUGGUGCACAUGGAGGCGGGCCAAACGUUCCAGUGCGAUAUCUGCUCGCAGCAGUACCCGAACAGCCGGGCACUGGCCAACCACAAGCAGUUCGUGCACGUGGAGGAGCGGUUUAAGUGUGAGGAGUGCGGCAAGCUGUUCAAGCGGCAGCUCUACCUGAAGGAACACGUGGCCGCCCUGCACACCCGCAAACCGCUCUACUCCUGCGAGGUGUGCGGUGCUACAUUCAACUCGAACGCGAACAAAUACUCCCACCGCAAGAACAAACAUCCGGUGGAGUGGGAAGAGCGCCGGAAACAGCAGUUGCAGCAGCCAAAGGAGCAGCAACAGCAGCAGCAACAGCAGCAGGAACAGGCAGUUAGUUUGUAAAAGAGGCUUAGCUUAGCUUCUCUAUGUAGCGCACAUACUAAUACAGUGGAACGCCGUUUAUCCGGGCUUCUCGGGACUUGACUUCGCCCGGAUAAGCGAAUAACACGGAUAAUGAGUCAGAUGAUAUAUUUUAUCACCAAUUCCUGGUUAUUUUUUGGAAAUUUUUCUUAUUUUUUGAUAAAAAUAACCCAGUUUUUAUUAACUUCAUGUUUUUCGAAAGAGAAUUUUAAAAAUUUGCCAUGAAUUAUAGUGUUUUUGUCAAUGACAUGUCAAUGACAAUGUGCUCUUAUAACCGCUUUUUCAAAUAUCCUCCUCAUAUCCCAAUGUCACUUUUGUAUUGAACUGUCAUUUCUCAACAGCACGGAUAAACGGAAAGCCGGAUAAAAGGUAUCCGGAUAAACGGCGCUCCAUUGUAUUCCCAAAUCCCAUCAUAAGUUAGGUGUCACGUAUGGAUUUAAGGAAAUUUAUGGUCAAAUGCUAUUUAAUUAUACAAAAUCGCGAUUUUCUAAUGCAA